AUGGCUGCUUCCGACGGCAUCGAGCCCUCGAGAACAUAUCUCAACAAUGUAGGCAGAUGCCAGGCAGCCCCCUUCAAUGUUUCACUUCAAUUACGAAUACAAGGAACCGCGUUCAAGCAUAAGUUCGCAGUGCUCGAGAGGAUGCUGACUAGGGAUAUCCAAUUCUUGUUUGGCAUGCUUUUUUUCGAUCCCUGCGUACGGAGCGAAGAUAGGGUGCUCAAUCAGCUAACCUUGCUUUAUGAAGCAAAGACCAAGUACGUGAGGUCACAGCGCGAAGCACCUAAAUAUAUUGAAUGGCCGUUGAGAAACAUUCGUCAGCUGUAUCAAGCUGGAAUCGGGGGCUGUCACGAAUCGGAGCCUGUAACUUCGCAAUUGAUCAAGAUUAAAAUUGUGGGCAAGAAGAAGGAACAGCCACUGUCGCUUAGAGGGGGUUAG
This is a messenger RNA of Sphaeroforma arctica JP610, 435 nucleotides long. RefSeq lists its product as hypothetical. Bases 1 to 435 code for a protein of 144 amino acids. The record is from RefSeq and is a predicted model, not a curated record. Lineage: Eukaryota; Ichthyosporea; Ichthyophonida. The transcript has a single exon.